UUGAGAAAAAUUUAAAAGAGUAAAUUUAUUUUAUGGUGUCAAUAACUAUUUUUUAUUAACUACGUAUGAUAAUUAUGUUUACCGAAAGUCUAGAAUUAUGUUUAUUAUUAAAGAAAUUAUCAAACAACCUCGUAGUUGUCAAAGUUUAAACAUUUUACUUACCUCAAUAACCCUUCAAUGGCUCAAUAUUCUCGAAAGCCAAUUAAAUAAUACAUUAUUUAAUAAAUCUACUUUUGAUUUUCAUACCUAUUUAUCUUGUCGAAUAUAUUCAUAUGUUUCACGAUAAUUAAAUUCUUAGAAAUUGUAGCAAUGUUGAAAAUCAAAGCUUUUAAUUUGUGUUUCCUCAGUGCAUUGUUUCUUUUAUCUGUUGUGGCAACAGAGACAUCCAAAGAUGGUUAUGCAAAAGACUCAAAGAAAAAGGUUUUGGUAGAUAAGCUUGAUGGUGGCCGAACACCCAUAGGUAUAGAACCUUUUGAUCCAAAUAAGCCCAUUAAAACAAUGGAAGAAAAGAUGAGGGACAAGGAAAUAAAGCAGAAGCAAAAGGAAGCAAGCGUAAGGGCAAAGGCAAGGGCAAGGAGAAAAGCUAGGUUAAACGGAAGGGCAAAGGCAAUGUCAAAGCUCUACGUCAAGGUCAAGGGCAAGGGCAAGGGCAAGGGCAAGGGCAAGGGUCAGAGAAAAGACCAAAGAGAGGAAUAGAUAAAACAAAAGGAUGAAGGAAAAGAAUAAAGGGAAAGGGUAUGGGACAGGGAGAAGGCCAAGGCAUUAUUAGUUGUAAAAAAGAUAUAUAAAAUAAAGCAUACACUAUAAUCAUUGCAAUGCAGUGAUCUUUUACAUACCAUGUAUAAUUGUUUAGGUAAAUUUAUCUACAUGAUCAUUUUUAAUUUUUUUAUAACAGAUUCGCCUCUUUAAUCU
Molecule: messenger RNA, 912 nt
Organism: Cicer arietinum (chickpea)
Lineage: Eukaryota; Viridiplantae; Streptophyta; Magnoliopsida; Fabales; Fabaceae
Source: RefSeq, a predicted model, not a curated record